CUUAUUCAAUACUUAUACAUGGUUGGUAUUAUUAAAUGUGGUAUAAUAGUUAUAUCAAUCGACAAUCAUAUAGUUGGUAGGUAAUUCUUAGUUUUAAAUUACAGAAAUUACGAAACAGCAUUUUUAAGUUUUCAUUAGUAUAGUAACACUAGUAAGUAGUAACUCAUUAUUCUAUUCUACACAUUAAAAGUUUAAAUCAUGUUUUUAAAUAUUGCUAAAAAUAUGUCGCUGACAAAAAUCAUUUCAAGAAACUUCAGCAUAACUACAGCUAGGCACAGAAUAAUUAAAAUUCAAGAUCAAGAAGACUUCAAUACACAAGUACUAAAAAGUAAAGAGCCUGUGGUAAUAGAUUUUUUCGCAACAUGGUGUGGACCAUGUAAAAUGUUACUUCCGCGAAUUGAAAAAAUAGUAGAAGAACAUAAUGGUAAAAUUCAUCUUGUAAAAGUUGACAUUGAUGACAAUGCUGAAAUUGCCAUGGAAUAUGGUGUAUCAGUAGUACCAGAAUUAAUUUUAAUGAAAGAUGGCAAAGUUCAAGGAAAAAUGAUUGGACUACAAGACGAAGAUAAACUUAAACAUUUUGUUUCACAGUUAACUGAGACUAGUAUCGAAAAAAAAUAAUGUAUUACACUUAUGAAAUUUUUUAUAGGUAAUUGAAUUCAGUUAGGUUUAUGGUUUUCAUGCUAUUUAUUUAAUUUUUAU
Messenger RNA from Melanaphis sacchari, 699 nucleotides. Its product is annotated as thioredoxin C-1. Gene Ontology annotation, cellular component: cytoplasm. The coding region runs from base 199 to 618 and encodes 139 amino acids. The transcript is spliced from 4 exons. Gene Ontology annotation, molecular function: oxidoreductase activity, acting on a sulfur group of donors, disulfide as acceptor; protein-disulfide reductase activity. NCBI's taxonomy places the organism in Eukaryota, Metazoa, Arthropoda, Insecta, Hemiptera, Aphididae. The record is from RefSeq and is a predicted model, not a curated record.